CAGCCAGUGAAGAGCUGCAAUAAAUGAAGCUGGGUAUCUAGAGCUGAGUUGCAGUGCGCAUGCGCAGUGGGAUAGUUAGUUUCCAUAGCUCCGACCUGCUGAGUGAGUUGAUUCUUCAACUUCUGACUCACGUCCUCCGCUGACACAAAUCCAAGGGCACCGGAGCGUAUUUAUCCGGGAUUAGAGGUGCUUUUUCAGCUGUUUAUCCUCGAUGUUGAGCUUUUCAAUCAUGUAGAUUUUUACAUAUUUGAAGCACCUGCCCGGCUCACAAACUAAUCAUGGGAUAUUAAUCGAUGGAAAUCUCCGCCCGAAGCUUCAAUUUUGUGGUCGCUUUGCUUUUUCAGCAGGAAAAAUGAGCUGCUUCAGUCAGCGGUUGAGGCGCACGGCUCCGAUGCGAGGCAACAGCAGAAACGAGCUGGUGCCCUCCAAGCCUCCGAGGAUGAACGGAUGGUCGUGGCCGCCUCAAGCUUUCCAGGUGGUGGGGUGGCUGGCCUACAGCUACCUCGCCAUAGUCAGCUUCGGUAUCUAUAUCCCUCUUCUGCCUGUGCCGUGGAACCAUGUGACCUACGCUCUGAUGGGCAUCGUGUUUAUUGUGCACUUUAUCACCCACAUUGCUGCUGUUACUAUAGAUCCAGCAGAUGCCAGCGUAAGGGCCAAGCAGAGCUAUUCCAGUCCGUUGCCUUUUUUUGACCGGACGAAGCAGCCGCAUGUUAUCCAGGAUCUGCACUGUUACCUAUGUAAUGUCAAAGUUGGUCCCAAAGUAAAACACUGUGGCGUUUGCAACAAGUGCGUGGAAGACUUUGAUCAUCACUGCAAAUGGCUGAACACCUGUGUGGGUGGGAGAAACUACUGGUUGUUCUUUUUGGCGCUGUCCUCUGCUACGAUUGGCACCUUUCUGCUCAUUGUUGUGGUUUUGUUCAUAUUUAUUCAGCAUUACCUGGAUCCACACAGCCUACGCACUGCGCCACAGUUUCACAGUGUGCUGGGGAACACUACCUGGCUGGUCUUUUUACCAUUAGCUCCCAUAAAAACUAGUUCCGCUGGCCUCCUUAUAUCAGCUUUUAUAACCGUCAUGCUGAGCAUCACCUGCCUGCUGCUGCUCGGCCAUCUGCUGGGCUUUCACCUUUACCUCUUUUAUAAAGGUAUAAGCACAUAUGAUUACAUAAAGAUGCAGCGCCAGAAAGAAGCCAGAAGUCGAGACAGUGAAGGAGGAAGUCCUCAUGAUGCGAAAAGCCAUAACAAGACUCCACAGAGCCAAGCGGGCUCAAUUGACUGUGAGCCAGCAUUAUCGCAGAGCUCAAGUUCCUGCAAGUUUGACGAUAGAGGCCCACUGAGCAGCCGAAUAUCAGAAUCCAUAUGUACAGAGCUGGAAAACUUUACGAAAUCAGCCGAGAAGGAGAAUAGCUUCCGUUAUGGCACAGAAAAUCCCACAGAUAAUACAGACAGGGAAAUGAGUGAAGUAAAAAGCUGGAAACCCGUCGACGUUGAAGAGGCUCAGAGCUCCAGCGUAAAGUCUGUGGACGGCGUUCCUGGAGUCCAGGAUCCUCUGGGUAGCUCCAUCAUGACUCCAGAUGAUACUUAGCAGCAACUGAUGUCUUCAUCGCGGUGGGUCAGAAUAUGCUGCUCUCAGGAACAACUUGUUAUGAUUUUCUAUUUCAUGAAGGAUGUGUUGGACCUGGCACUAGUUUGAUGCACAUCAUGAGACUGUUUUAAAUUUUUAUUCUGUAUGCCGCCUCAAUAACUGUGAAUGUGUCAUUGGGUUUUGUUCUUUUUUAUUUUUGUACUGUGUUUUUAUGACAAUUGUUGAAUUAUGUAAAGCACUGUUUUAUCUUAUGUGGAGAGCCAAAGUCCUGCCCCACUGCCGGGCUAGUCUCUGCUCCACCAGCCUCAGUCAGAUCAGAUGUAUUUUGGCAUCUUCCUGAAGAUACGAUGCAACACUGGCGCUUAGUACUGCACUGAGCAUCUUGUUGCUCAUGCUGUAUCUGAUUGCCAAAGAGGGAACCUUACAUGGAAGAAUACUCUGUCUAACUGAAAGCAGUGGAGCAGAUACUUGCUUGAAAUAACACUUCAGCUCUCUGUUUCUGUUUUUAUUGAACCACAAGAACGUUUUAGCUAAGUUUGAUAGUAAAGACAAUAAAUAUACCAUGUUUUUCCUACUGA
Messenger RNA from Stegastes partitus (bicolor damselfish), 2160 nucleotides. RefSeq names its product zDHHC palmitoyltransferase 11 (gene zdhhc11). The coding region runs from base 353 to 1582 and encodes 409 amino acids. Gene Ontology annotation, molecular function: protein-cysteine S-palmitoyltransferase activity. Gene Ontology annotation, cellular component: Golgi apparatus; endoplasmic reticulum. Gene Ontology annotation, biological process: peptidyl-L-cysteine S-palmitoylation; protein targeting to membrane. The transcript is spliced from 11 exons. NCBI's taxonomy places the organism in Eukaryota, Metazoa, Chordata, Actinopteri, Pomacentridae. The record is from RefSeq and is a predicted model, not a curated record.